CGAAAAUAUGGCUGCCUCAAAUGAAAGCGUGUUUCAUUUUGGAAUUAAAAACGUCUUAAAAAAUUGGACCGCUUUGCAAAUGGCAAUUGAACAUGGGAUGGGUGGCCCAGAAAGUCGUGCAAAAGAAUUAUGGCUAGCUGAUGUUAUUGAAGAAUUUUUUAAUAAAAAUGAUAAUUUACUUCCUGAAGAAGUAGAAGAAUAUAUAGAAGAAAUUUUAAGUUAUGAAUUUAAUACUAUUGCAGANUCAACUGUCACGGCUGCCGCACUUCAAUAUGUAUCCAAGAAAUUCUGUCAGUAUUUUGAAUUUUGUCAAAACAAACAGGAAUCUAAGAUACUAGAAAGUUGUCAAAGAAAUCAAAGGUCAGUAUUACAGAACAGCAAUCAAAAGACUGAAUUGGGAGAAAAUCCAGAUAAUUCAAUGGUAUCCAAGAAAUUCUGUCAGUAUUUUGAAUUUUGUCAAAACAAACAGGAAUCUAAGAUACUAGAAAGUUGUCAAAGAAAUCAAAGGUCAGUAUUACAGAACAGCAAUCAAAAGACUGAAUUGGGAGAAAAUCCAGAUAAUUCAAUGCAAUCUUUACCACAAAUUCAGAAUUUGACUUUGAACAGUGAACCAGAACCGGAUGUAUCGUUUAAUGGCGAUGACGACGGUGGAUGGACGCUGGUGACAAAUCACAGGAGGAAAUGAAUUUAAAUACUUUUAAUAUAUAUUUUAAAUUGUAAAUAAAUAAUAUAAAAUCUCAAUGUAGUGUUGUUAUUUUUGUGACAAAGUAUAUUACCGAUUUUCCAAAUAUUAUGUUAUAAAACAUAUCGUAACAUUAACGUACUAAUAUAAGUGUUUCUCAACCAGUAAAAUUAAGGAUAAUUAUAUGCAACUAUGAAUCAUGCUCAUCUAGAGCUACUGUACGUAAAAAAUUACUUACAGUAACUGUAAAUUAUGAAUGAUAUUUAAAUAGUAAUCAACUGUAUUUUUCUGCAGACUGCUUUAUAAGAAGCCAGUUAAAUUUGGGAAUCAAUCACAAUUUACAGACAGCUUUUCUUCACUAGACAACUAUUUAGUUUGAAGAAUGCAAGUUUUCAAAUGAAAAGAUAUAAUAGAAUUCCAGAAAAUCUUUGAAAAGUUAUGGAAAUACAGUAGAUCAUCGAUUAUCCGACCCCCGAUUAACCGUCACAUCAGUUAACCGACCAUUCUAGUCAGCAAAUUUCAAAUGUCCGCUAGUG
Centruroides sculpturatus (bark scorpion) is the source of this 1218-nucleotide messenger RNA. RefSeq names its product pre-rRNA-processing protein TSR2 homolog. Gene Ontology annotation, cellular component: nucleus. Gene Ontology annotation, biological process: maturation of SSU-rRNA from tricistronic rRNA transcript (SSU-rRNA, 5.8S rRNA, LSU-rRNA). The coding region runs from base 8 to 685 and encodes 225 amino acids. The record is from RefSeq and is a predicted model, not a curated record. Lineage: Eukaryota; Metazoa; Arthropoda; Arachnida; Scorpiones; Buthidae. The transcript has 6 exons.